This is a messenger RNA of Xiphophorus maculatus (southern platyfish), 12174 nucleotides long. Its product is annotated as neural-cadherin-like. Gene Ontology annotation, biological process: homophilic cell-cell adhesion. The transcript is spliced from 34 exons. Gene Ontology annotation, cellular component: plasma membrane; catenin complex. Gene Ontology annotation, molecular function: calcium ion binding; cadherin binding. NCBI's taxonomy places the organism in Eukaryota, Metazoa, Chordata, Actinopteri, Cyprinodontiformes, Poeciliidae. Bases 616 to 9429 code for a protein of 2937 amino acids. The record is from RefSeq and is a predicted model, not a curated record.
UUCCAGAGGGCGGGCCUCGCACUGUCACUCAUGUCAGUCCGGCGUCCUGAUUGGUCUCUCUCCUGCGAGGGGCCAGUGAGCGGUGCGAUGCAGCCACAUGGAGCCAGCCUGAUGCAUCUGUGUCCGUUAGUCUGUUCCAUCCUCCGGAGGAGUCAACCCGGAGAGUGUGGAACACUUUGGCGCAUCAUCAGCAUCUAUAUGCUGGAACUUUCUUUUUUAAACUGAGCAGAGAGAAAUUAUACUCCAGAAUAUAUUUUUCGUCACUGUUCUUUCUAUUCAUGCGUCUUUCGUGUCCCCAAGAAACGUUGGGAAAUAGGACCAGUUUGAUCCAUGCGUAAAAGUCCUUGUUGGGUAAUUUAUCCAGAGGACUGUCGGAUUCCGUCCUGCGCUCUAGAUGGAGGUUUCUUAUCCUUCAUGACAGUGGAUCUAGGUCUUUUUGAGCCUUUAAAAGGAAUAAUUUAAUAAACUUAGCUGAAAAAGACUUGUGCUUCAUCUAGAAAGAUAAUUCCUAUUUUGCGCUGUUUUAAAGUGGAUCUAUGUGAGAGAAGUGCCCGUUUUUGUGGCUCCCGUGGACAUUUUGCUGUCUUUUGUAAGUAAAACUGUUUUAAUGGAAACAUGAACAAAGGUGCAAGAGAAGCGGUUCUCCUGAACACCUUCCACCUGCUGCUGCUCCUGCUGCUGGUUUAUGCUCCACCGGUGAGUCUCUCCGCGCAGCGCAGGCAUCCAGCGCGCUACUUUGGCCACAUCGCUGAGAACUCCCCGGCUGGAUCGCCCGUUGAUGGGGUCGCAAUCCCGCUAGAAGCCGGAGUCUGCUCCGGUGCAAAUCUUGACGGCAGCCUGUACGGGAAUUAUCCCUCUGAUUUCCGGAUCGUUUACGACUCUGAGCGUCGGGACCGUUUGAUUCUGGUGUCCGCCAAACCGCUGGACCGAGAGUUUAUAGCGAUGUACGAGUUGACGGUGGAACUCCCGCCCAUGUGCCAGACGAGACCGGCGGUCGUCCAGGUUGAAGUGUCCGACAGGAAUGAUAACAUCCCCCAGUUCCUCAGCGGGAAUAAAACGGUGGAAGCGGAUGAGCUGGCGCCGCUUGGAACCGUCUUGGCUCGCUUUGACGCAAAAGACGGCGACGCGGAGAGAAAUGGACGCACAACUUUUUACGCAUCGCCACAGUCCCGUUUGCUUCACGUGGUGUCACAAACCGGCCAGGUGAGGCUCGUAGGGUCGCUGUUGGGGGUCAAGCAGCUCACCCUGCGGCUUUACGUGAAGGACGGCGGGGACGUGGAGCUGAUCGGUGACCCGGUGUUCCUUCGCGUCGACGUUCGCGGCUCCGGCAGAGCGCGGCGCAGACCCCGUGCUCUGUCCGAGGAUCUGAGCUACACAGUGACCGUACCGGACCACAUCAGAGUGGGUGAUCUGGUGUUCACUGUGCCGGACCAGAGGUUCGACCAGCGGUGGUUCGAGGUGAUAUCCGAGGCCGACUCACCCGUACAGAUCGAAAGGGACUCGGGGCGCUUGUACCUUGCGCGCAGUCUGCGGGAGCCUGCGGAGGUGGUGGUGAAGAUCCAGAAUCUGCGAGGUGAUGACUGGUAUUUGUGCAGGCUGACUCUGAGCAUGCCCAGUCAGGCUGACCUGCAGUGGGGGAUGUUUCCGUCGCCUUACCUGGGCGCCGUGGGUCCUGAUGCCACAUCUGGCUCUGUGGUCUACCGGCUGUCAGCGAGACAACGAGACGGCGCACUGGGACAAGCUCAGUUCCUCCUACUAGAUGGUGGUGAGGAGUGCUUUGAAGUGGACCGUCGCUCUGGGCUGAUUAAGACCACUGGACGACCUCUGACCCCAAGCAGGGAGUACCAUCUGCGGGUCCAGGCCGUGGACGGACGAGGCCGUAAAGGCCCACCGGCAACUGUUUCCAUCCUUGCUGGAUACCGACCGCCACAAUUCACCAACUCCACCUACAGCCUGAACGUGCUGGAAAACACACCUGUUGGCCAACCUGUUGCUGUGGUUCAGGCCGUCUCCUUCCAGAAGAAGAGUCUGUCCUACAUGUUACUAAUUAACCCCGGAAACCUAUUCAGCAUCAACCAGGAAAGCGGCGCUCUGAGCCUCACCAGAUCGGUCGACUACGAGAGCGGUCACAACCUGCACACCCUGCAGGUCCGAGCCUCCGAAAGUGACACCGGCCUCAGCGGCGUUGCAGAGGUCGUUGUCCACAUAACGGAUGAGAAUGAUUGCACACCAGAGUUUCUUCACUCCAUCUACACCAGAGAUAACAUACCUGAAAGCGUCGCACCUGGAACCUCACUACUGCAAGUUCUGGCUCGCGACUUUGAUUCCGGGGUGAACUCCGAGAUCUCCUACUUCAUCCCGAGUGGCGAUUUUGACAUCACAUCCGGGGGUGUGGUCAGCCCUGCCCGUCGCCUGGACUAUGAGCGGCCCAAUCACAUCUAUGAGUUUGUAGUUGUCGCAGUGGACGCAGGGACGCCUCCUCGAACUGGGACUGCCUCUGUUCGUGUCCGUGUGGCUAACACCAACGAUGAGGUGCCGGUCUUCUCCCAAAGCGUCUAUAAGACCUUCCUCAGUGAGGACGCUGGUCCCGACACGCUGGUCGCCAUUGUUCACGCCAAUGACCCUGAUGGGGACGGCGUCUCUUACGCCAUCACAGGUGGCAAUGAGGACAGCAACUUCCAACUAGACAACCAAAAAGGCAUCAUCAAGCUGCGACGGAGCCCACCCCCCAGGCUCAGGGGCCCGCAGUACGUCCUCAACAUCACCGCCACAGAUGACAAUGCUUCCGGCGGUCCCUAUCCACUCAGCAGCGCCGCACAGGUCAUCGUUGGGAUCAAUGACAUCAACAACAACAAGCCUGUGUUUGAUGAGUGUCAGAACUACAAUGCAGCGGUUCUGGAGAACCAGCCGCCAGGGACGUUCGUGCUGCGCGUGGAGGCUCAUGACGCAGACAUGGGGGUCAACGGAGAGGUCAACUAUGGCAUCAUGCACAGAGACGGUGUGUCGUCCGGGUUUGAUAUUGAUCCUCACACUGGUGUGAUCACCACAGCAGUGAGAUUUGACAGGGAGCGUCAGAGGGAAUUCACUCUUUCUGUGACGGCCACCGAUCAGGCUGAGGAGCCACUGAUUGGCAUCUGUCAGAUCACGGUGCUGAUCCUAGAUCAGAACGACAACGACCCCAAGUUUGAAAACAGCCGCUACCAGUACUUCCUAAGAGAGGACACUCCAGUUGGAACUAGUUUUUUACGGGCGGCGGCACACGACGACGAUCAGGGGAGCAACUCGGCCAUCACCUACUCACUGUCCAACCAGAAACCAGCUUACCUGCACAUCAACCCCAACACAGGCUGGAUUUAUGUCAACUACCCAAUCUCACAGACGUCCCGGAUCAACCAGCAGAUCUUGGCCUCAGACGGAGGAAACCGCAGCAGCUCUGUGGAGCUGACCAUCAUCAUCACCAACGUUCACAACCAGCCGCCCCACUGGGAUCAGCCCGAAUACUGGGUCACUGUGCCGGAAAACACUGUCCGAGAUGCUAAGAUAGUGACCGUCAAGGCAACGUCUCCACUUGGCGAUCCCAGGGUGACCUACAAUCUGGAGGAAGGCCUGGUGCCAGAGACCAACAUGCCGGUGCGGUUUUACAUCAAACCAAACCGGGUGGACAGCUCGGCGUCGAUCCUGGUGGCCGAGAACCUCGACUACGAGAUGACACGCUUCUUCACGCUGAGAGUGCGUGUGCAAAACGUCGCUGCCGUGCCUCUCGCAUCCUUCUCCACUGUUUACGUCAAUGUGACAGAUGUCAACGACAACGUUCCUUUCUUCCUGUCUUCCACCUACGAGGCCACGGUGCCUGAAGGAGCACAGAUUGGCACAUCGGUCGCUCAGGUCUCAGCGACAGACCUCGACUCGGGUCUGCAUGGGAUGAUCCACUACACGAUCCUGAAGGAUGAGAGCGGAGACUCUCAGUACUUCAGCAUCGACUCCCGCAGCGGCGUCGUAGUAACUCGUGCUUCUUUUGACCGUGAGCAGAAAGCUUCUUACCUGAUCGAGGUGCAGUCGCAGGAUGGCUCCGAGUCAGCCCGACCGGGCCAGCAAGGCCAGCCAAACACAGACACCGCCUACGUCAGGAUCUUUGUCACCGAUGUCAACGACAACGCUCCGGCGUUUGCCCAGCCGGUGUACGAGGUCAGUGUGGAGGAAGACAAGGAGGUGGGCUACGUCCUCAUCACUGUUACAGCCAACGACGAGGAUGAAGGCGCCAAUGCUAAGCUGCGCUACCAGAUCACUUCAGGAAACGCCAUGGGGACCUUCGACGUGGAGCCAGAGGUGGGCACCAUCUUUGUAGCUCAGCCGCUCGACUACGAGAUGGAGCAGCGCUACGAGCUGCGGCUGGUCGCUUCUGAUGGGAAAUGGGAGAACGAGACCCUGGUGGUGGUUCAGGUGGUCAACCGCAACGACGAGGCGCCGGUGUUCAGUCAGACAGAGUAUCACGCCUCUGUGAUGGAGGAGCUUACGCAGCUUCCUGUGUUCAUCCUAGAGGUGUCAGCAACAGAUCCCGAUCAGGAAGCGGACCAGACUGCCCUCCGCUACUCCCUCCAUGGCCAGGGUGCCGGUGGCGAGUUCACUAUCGACGAACACACUGGAAGGAUCUAUGCCCAGCGCCGCUUGGACCGGGAGGAACGCCCCGCCUGGAGAUUUCUUGUCCUCGCCACAGACGAGGGCGGAAUGGGGCUUACAGGAUUCGCUGAUGUGCUGUUAGAAGUCCGAGACAUUAACGAUAACUCCCCCUUCUUUCCAUGCUCCGCCCUAGAGGUAGACGGAUGUUUCAUUGGCCAAGUGCCUGAAAACUCACCCGCCGACACCUCCAUCAUGGAGAUGCAUGCCAUGGACCUUGACGACCCAAACGAAGGCAGGAAUGCCAUGCUUACCUACAGCAUCAUCAAGAACAUUCGCAAUGAGAUCAACCUCAACUUGUUCUCCAUAAAUGCCACUACUGGGACUAUCUACACAGUUCUCCGCUCACUGGACCGGGAGGCAGAAGACAAAUAUCUGGUUGUGGUGGAGGCCCGGGAUGGCGGUGGUUUGUCUGGGACGGGAACAGCCACUAUUAUGGUUUCAGACGUAAAUGACCACCCACCUAUUUUUACUCAGAGGGCUUACACCACUCAGAUGAAUGAGGAUAUGGAGGUAAACAGCGAGGUCCUUGUGGUCUCUGCCACUGAUGGAGAUGAGGGUGAGAAUGCUGUUGUCACCUUCAGCAUUGUUGGCGGAGACGAGGAAAGGAAGUUCUUUGUUGAGACGGACAAAGUAAACCGACGUGGCGUGAUAAAGCUGAAGAAGAAGGUUGACUUUGAGAAACUCCAUGAGCGGACCUUUAAUCUCACUCUGAAGGCUGAAGAUGCUGACUUUUUCAGCCUGGCCUACUGUCUCGUCCAAGUAGAAGACUCCAACGACCACGCUCCAGUCUUUUUCCCACAGUUCUAUGAGUCGGCUGCCAUGUCUGAAGAUGUCCCAGUGGGAACGAUUGUCGCUCAGGUUACAGCAUCUGAUUUAGACUCUGGCCUAAAUGGACGCUUCUCCUACAGUAUUUCGAAGGAGUCCGACCCUUACGGUCAGUUCCUGGUGGAUCAGUCCGGUUGGGUGGUAGUCGCUCAUUCUCUGGACAGAGAAAAAAUUUCCCAGCACAGGAUCAUGGUUCUUGCAACAGAUGCUGGUAUCCCACCGCUAACUGGCACCGCUAUCGUUAUGGCAACUGUUCUCGACAUUAACGACAAUGGGCCAGAGUUUGAAGCUGCCUAUAAGCCUGUUGUUUGGGAGAACACUGCUGCUCCGCAGGCGGUGCGAAUGAAUGAAACGUCCAUGCUUCUUCACGCCGUCGACCGAGACACGUCCGCCAACGGUGGUCCAUUCUCCAUCCGACUCCUGCUUCUAACCUCUGAUGCCACAAACUUUAACCUGACAGACUUUCGGAACGGCAGCGCAGCCAUCACUGCUCUUCGCAGCUUUGAUCGCGAGCGUCAGAAGGAGUACCGCCUUCCCAUUCUCAUGAUUGACAGCGGUUCUCCUCCAGUGAGCUCAACCAGCACGUUGACAGUUGUCAUCGGGGAUAGAAAUGACCAUCCACACUUACCUGGACACGCCCAUAUUGUUGUCUACAGUUUCGAAGGGAUUCUCCCAACAGCAGCUCUUGGACAAAUUCAGUCCCCUGACCUCGAUGACUGGAGUGAGAAGGUGUACUGCUUCGAUGGCAAACCAACCAGGUUGUUCGGUCUGAAUCAGAGCUCAGGUCAGCUCAGCAUCAGGGAGGGAACUCCUCCAGGCACGUACCGCCUGCAGGUACGUGUGUCCGACAGCACAUGGCCUGAUGUCAUCUCCACCGCUCAGGUGGAUGUCACAGAGCUGCACCAGGAGGCCCUGCAGCAAGCUGGCUCCGUGCGCCUAAACAAUCUUACAGUGGAGGGUUUUUUCCAGAGUAGCAGCGGAGGUCAGGGGAGUCGGUUUUCCCGUUUGGGGCGAAUGUUGGCUGAAAUCCUGCAGACGUUGCCAGAGAACGUCCAGAUAUUCUCUGUAGGCAAAGCCGACCAGCUGAGUUACAGAGCGCUGGACGUCUGGUUUGCUGCACACGGCUCACCGUACUACAAGGCGGAGAAGCUUCAUGGAUACGUGGCGGCAAACAAAGCCAAGCUGGAGGCCAUGUUGGGCGUGUCCAUCAGCCAGGUGGGCGUGGAUGACUGUCCGUACACAGACUGCAGUCAGUAUGGAGGCUGCAGCAGCGAGGUUUCAUUCAGCCAGGUCCCGGUGGCUCUGAGCUCCGGUAACGUCUCUCUGGUUUCGCUGUCGGCCUCGACGACCGCGCGCUGUGGCUGCCGAGGGCGAGAGGCGACCCGCCUGACAUGCUCUGCCUAUCCCAUCAACCCCUGUCUCAACGGAGGCAUCUGCCAGGAUGGCCCUCUGGGAUACCGAUGCAAAUGUCCCCCCAUGUUUGACGGGCCGGAGUGCCAGCAGACUAAACACAGCUUCGGAGGUCAGGGUUAUGCCUGGUUUCCUCCCAUCAAGCCUUGCUUCCAGAGCCAAAUAUCCCUGGAGUUUCUCUCCGAGUCGGCCAACGGGCUGCUGCUCUACAACGGGCCGCUUGGCCUCGUCCAGCCUGGGGAGCCGGAGGACUUCAUCGCCGUCGAGUUAAGGAAUGGAGUUCCAGUUCUGAGCAUAAACCACGGAUCAGGAACGCUGACCCUUCAGCUCCCACCCAAAGCUACGAUCAACGACCGGCGCUGGCAUCGCCUGGACAUAAUCAGCGAUGGGAAGCUUGUCCAGCUGAUCCUAGACCAGUGUGGUGGGGUUCCUGUGAACGAGAUGGAAGGUGUGGGAGGGGAGACCCGAGAGAUCGAUGAGUCCGACUGCAGAGCUGCAGGAGAAACGCCCGGGACCCAGCGGUAUUUAAAUGUCUACCAGCCUCUUCAGUUGGGAGGAGUGAAGGAAAUGUCUCCCUACCGCCGUUACCGAAGUUUUACUGGAUGCAUCCGAAACCUGGUGGUGGACAGCCAGGUGUACGACCUGGCGAGUCCAGGUGAGAGCGUCGACAGUGCGCCAGGAUGCAAGCUGACAGACGGCGUGUGUGUGACGGCGGCCGGUCCUUCGUGUGGCGUUCACGCCUCCUGCCUCGCCGACUGGGGCUCCUUCAGCUGCGAGUGUCGUCCAGGAUACAACGGACACAAGUGUGAGAGAGCUGUGCAGGAGUUCUCCUUCGACUCGGACAGCGUGAUGCGUUUUCAGCUCAGAGGAGGCGGCAGCUCCCGACGCACCAACAUCCAGAUGCUCCUCCGGACCAGAGCCACCUCGGGGACCCUGCUCUCCGUGGCGUCCCGGGACUCCAACGAGUACAUCAUUCUGGAGAUCAGUGACGGUCACAUCUCAGUGUGUGCCAACCUGGGAGACGGCGCUCACUCUCUCCAGCUCCCCGGUCACAGAGUGGACGUCGGACUGUGGGUCCUGGUCAGCCUCGGUCGCCACGACAACAGGUUUACCCUGCGACUGGAGCAGGGAGGGGGCUCCCGGGAGGUUCAGGCGCAGCUGGGGAGCCGCAGGGAGAUUGUGGUUCAUCCGGCCAGCCUGAUGGUUGGCAACAGACCGAACGCUGGAGACAAGGCUGACUUCCAGGGCUGCCUGCGGGACGUCCGUUUUAACGGCCACAUCCUCCCUCUGGACGGCCAGAGCCGGGACCUGGUGACGCUGCUGGAGCGGCGGGGGGUCACCUCGGGUUGCUCCAGCGACGCAUGCAGAGGCCAGCCCUGUCGCAGCCCGCUGCGCUGCAUCGACCUGUGGAGAAAACACCAGUGCAAGUGUCCGGGCCCUCAGGUGACCGUCACCGAUGAGUCCGGUCUCCAGCGCUGCGUACCGUCACCCUGCGGCCCCUCCUCCUGUCGUAAUGGCGGCACAUGCCAUCCCCUGUCAGCUGACAGCUACCAGUGCCGCUGUCAGGAGGGAUUUAGGGGUCAACAUUGUGAGCUGGGGCAGGUCAAAGGUCAGAGGAUGACUGCUCUCAGCCCCAGCUCCAUCCUCGCCAUCAGCAUGUGCCUGCUUGUCUUUAUUGUGGUGUUGGUGGCAGUGACCGUUUGGAAUCAGAAAGGCAGCCGAAAUAAGUUCAGGAAGCGAGGAGUUUACCACAUCCCUGCUGAACACCAGAGCUGGGAAGACAUCCGAGAAAACAUCCUGAACUACAACGAGGAAGGAGGAGGAGAGCAGGACCAGAAUGCAUAUGACAUCACGGAGCUGAAGCGUCCUCUGUGCUCCAGCUUGUCCCAGUCGUCCUCCUGCACCACCGCCCCGCUCAUCAAGUCCUCCCCUGGCUCCCAGGAGGAGGUGCAUCCGUCCGGCUCCUCCUGCAGCUCCGGCGCCCCCUACCUCAGCAUCCCGCACCACCACCAUCACCACCACCACCAUCAGCACGCAGCCGGCGCCGGCUACAGCAGCGACGCCACCUACGCCAACUAUUCCUCCCACGCGGGCAGGGACACAGAGAUGAGUGACACGGGCAGCUGCGUCGAUGCUCCGCCCGCGGCGCGCUCGCAUGUGGACUUCAAAAGCUACGUGGAGCGAAUCAUCUGGGAGGCAGACAACGACAGCGGUGCGUUUCCAGCCGACGCCUACCACGUCUGGUGCGUGGAGGGCUCCGGGUCCUCAGCAGGAAGCCUCAGCUCUCUGGGGUCGGCCGUUUCCUGCAGAAGAAUGGCUGCCGGGGACAAAAAGAAGGAGGCAGAGGAGGAGGAGGAUGAAGGGGGUUUUGUGUGUGACAGGCUGUCACGGUGGGGGCCGAAGUUUCAGGCUCUGAGUGAGAUGUACGACCGGCCACAGCUGGGCCUCACGUACAGGGACGCAAUAGCCUACAUACAGAGGAGCCACAGCCAUGACCCGCUGCCUCAGCACCACUAGGGGGAGCCACUCAACCACGACCACACAGUCCUACUUUGCUUAUCGGGUCUGGAAGUGCUGCAUUCACACAGCCUCAGAAAACAAACGAGAAAUGUUCAGGUUAUAUUCACUAUUAUGGUCCUGUCAGGGAUAUUUACUCAGGGCAAUAUGGCUUCAAAAUAAAAUCCUUUUUUUCAUACCAGAUCACAUUUUCAAUUUUAAUUUCUUUCUCACUUUGUUUCUAAGAAAAAAUAAUGAUUCACAAAAGUGGCUUUUAUUUCAAUCAUCUUUUCUGUGGGUUGUAAUACAGAGUAUUAGAACCAGCUGAAGAUCAUUUUUUGUUGAAUUAUGAGAAUAUAGUUGUAAUAUUGGCAGAAAAAAACUAUUUUAGUAGACGUAACAUCUUAAAGUUGCGAGAAAAAAGUAAUUUUAGUGAGAAAAAAAAGCCUUGAUAAUUAUGGAGAUCUGACGUGGCGACCUCAGUCAUUGUGGUUCUCUCUUCGAAAUACUCGGUUGUGUGAACAAUCAUUUAAAAAGUCCUGCUACUGAUAAUAAUUUGAGGCUGAUAUGUAAAAGAUUAAUUGUUUUUAUUAAGUGAAACCAUUACAAAAGUAUGAUUUCACAAGAUGAUUAACAUUCCUUAUGACUUUAUUCUUGUAAUGAAGUCAUUAAAAAAAUUGUGGCCUGGCCCUAAUAUUCCGACAUAGAGUUGACCUGAGUUCAAAGUUCAGAUAAAUAGACGCUGUAAAACACGCUUAUCAGGCCAAAUGGCUGCUGUGUGUGCGCACUGACAUCACUAUGAACUAUAAAAACUCAAGAAGUGGUAAAAAAAAAACAACAAAUUUUCCAAAAAUAAAAUCUUCAUAAACCAAAAAUUUGAUUAAUGAUCCAGCUGUAAAUUAUGGUAUUUUCAGUCCCCAAAUAUUUCAAAUUUAAGUCCAGACAUAAACAAGAAAGUUUUGCUUAUUUCUGCUUCUUGGUUGGUCAUUUUAAGAAAAGAAGGAAUAAAACCAAUGAAACUCUAGUUUAUGAGUAAUCAAACAGAUACAACAGAGCUCAUUUUAAAAGGGUUAAAAGAUUAUAAAUACCAAAUAUUAAUUCUGUUACAACUAAAAUGUCUAUAAAUAACAGACUUUGCUUUAAUGUGUUCAUAUUGGAGGGUUUUCUUUUUAGUGUUAUUUGUGUAUUUUAGUUGAGUUUGAAUUAUCUUCUGCAAAAGGACUCAUCUGAUGUUUUGCACUCAUCUCAUAGUUUUAUUCCCACAGUUCUUAGGUUUUUGCUGCUUGAUGUUUACUUCUCUCUUUUUCUUGUCAGAAACGUUUCCAUUUCCUGCUAACUAGCUAGGCUAGCUUAAUGAGCAGAACAGCUUGAGAAAUUUGACUGAUAUCAGAAAUAACAAACAACAUUUGUUUUAUUUUAUAAUAAUGAUUGGAAAACAAAUUAUAAUCAAAUUAUAAUUACAUUUUAUUUUUAUUUGCUUUUUCCUUUCAACUUUCAGAAGCCCCCGUAGCGCCCCCUGGUGGCCCCACUUUGAAAAACUCUGAUUAGGAGAUGAAGUUCUAAGCGGCUCUAUGCAGCAGGUUUUAGCAGCAGAUUUAGCUCCAGAACAUCUAAUCCAACAAAAAGGGUUUAAAUGGGAUGUUGUGUGAAUGCAGCAGCUCCUCUCCCCUGUGUUCACCAGUGUUAGGAGAAAUUCAAAGACACAUUCAAUGUUAGAGGUUCAUUGUGUCGCGCUCCUUUUUUCAGAGAAGCUGUGCUUCAGAAGAAAAAAAAAGCACAGAAAACUCGUUACUGGUUCACCAGCUUUACACAGAAACAUUCUUCCUCUUCCAUUAAAAUAUCUUCUUUGUGAUGUAGUUAUUCAAUUCGUAAGAGGCUUCUGGGUCGCUGUGCUUUGCUGUUUGCGAAAUGGGACUUUCGGGGUCAAAGAGUGUUUUCUCUGAAGCAACACCACCAUCAAAUGAUGUGAGAAACUUUCAGUGGCUGGAGGUCAGAGUGGAAGAAUUACACUGCUACACUUGAAAUCUCAGAAAACAUUAAGGCCUUGAAAAUGACUCAAGUUCUUCUUUCACUGCAUUUUAUUUGAGAAUUUUUGGAUCGGAAAGUUUUUCCUUUGAAAUUUAUAUUCAAAAUGUCAAACAUGCUAAAAGUCUUUCCAAGGAUCUUUGCAGUUUUUUGUAAAUAAACAUAGACAAACUUAGAUUUUUAAACUCCCAGGUUCAAAAGAUGUGUAAACACUCAAAAAUAAGCUUUUAAUUUCUCUUUUCUACCUUCUUAUUGCACUAAAAGAGGAUUCAGUCUUCAUACAGGACAAAACAAUCAAUUUGAAACAGAACUUUUGUAAUAUUGGAGGGUAAAACACUUUUUCCACCUUGUAAAAUCAGCUUUACUGGUACAUUUUUAAAUAAGAUUAUUUUUCUACUCCCUUAAAGAAGUUCAUUGAGGAUCCUCUUUGAUGGUUGUUGGUUAUGCUCUGCUGACUUGCUGGUUACUCCACUUUUUCCGUCCUAGAACUCACUUUUUUACGUACAAAUUUGAUCUUCAAGCAGCUUUGAAAUGUCCAUUCAUUGAAACAAAAUCGGAGCAAACCUAAUUUGCAGUUGAAGAUGAACUUAUUAGUCUGCUUAAAUGUUUGUUGACACAAACCUCCGUUUUUUUUAUUACAUUUAUCACCCAGACACUAGGUGGUGCUAAAGAGAGAAGAGAAGAAAGAAUCUACUGAGAUAAAUGUGUUUAAAUGUGAAAAAUUAGAAAAACGUGAGGCUG